CUCGGAACGACCUUAACAUGCUAUAAAGCAGUACAGCCGCCUAAGCCCUCGAGCUCAAAUUUCUAGUUUCGUAAUUUAAUAUCUCAAAACACAACAGCACAGGCGCAAGAAAUUCUCUAUGUCGCCUUUCAAUCUGACGGAGACCUCGUCCUUCCACACCAUAGAAAUCACUGUGCUAUCAUGUGAAGACUUGCGUAUUAAUGGCAGAUCGGUGAAGAAGAACACUUGUGUUGUUGUUCGGACGGACCCUCUAAACUUUCGCGAAACAACAACCGACACCGAAGGAGGAAGCUAUCCUUCAUGGGACCAAAAACUUACUCUAGAUAUGUCAAUACGAGAAACCUGUAUAACCCUAGAAGUGCAUUGCAGGACUCUUUCUGUGGAUAGAAUUAUUGGUUCAGCAAGAAUGCCUGUGAGUGAUUUCAUGGGAGGGUAUUUCCCAGAGGGUUAUUUGAGCUUUUUGAGUUAUAGAUUGAAGGAUACAAAAGGAUUUGAGAACGGGAUUAUUAAUGUUUCGGUGAGACUAAGAGCGCCGGAAUAUUUGGCCAGGAAGAAGAAGGUCAUCUUGCCCGAAGACAAAUGUUCAACAUCACGACCCGCGUUGGCAUUGCCGGCAAUGGAUGGAAAGAAUUAUGACGGGGUUGACUGGUAUUCCUGCUCGAAAUACUAAAUUUACGUACGUAAUUGUGAUGGAGGUUAUUAUUAAUUAGUAAUUGUUUUCUUAUAAUUAAGUUGGUUGUUAGUUUCAAUUAAUUAUUUUGCGUGCGUGUCUAAGAAAUUUGUAUGAUAUUUUCAUAAACAAGAGACUGUCUUGAUCUACGGGUAUCAGAAAGCUGUUGUUAUUAUUAUUAAUAUGGAAAAACUACUCUCUUCUUUUCAA
This is a messenger RNA of Populus trichocarpa (black cottonwood), 880 nucleotides long. Its product is annotated as BON1-associated protein 2. The transcript has a single exon. Gene Ontology annotation, biological process: defense response. The record is from RefSeq and is a predicted model, not a curated record. Lineage: Eukaryota; Viridiplantae; Streptophyta; Magnoliopsida; Malpighiales; Salicaceae. Bases 119 to 670 code for a protein of 183 amino acids.